GGCAGGUAACUAACCACAAAUCUAACCCUUAACACCAUCUUCCUGUGAUCCUUUCCUGCUCCCAUCCUAGUGACCAUUUCCAUGCACUGGAUGUCCACACGAAGCAGUGGCACGUCCAUUCACCUUCUACUAGAGAAAGGCCUUUGGGAAUACUGGGAUAAUUAGAAGUGGCUGCAUGUGGGAAAAUUUGAUUUAAUUAUGUGGUCUGUAUCAGAAGGGCCUUUCUGAUAGGCUUAGGGAAGCUCAGUCCUAGGAAAAAAUAGGGGGGAAAGUUCUUCCUUUUCUUCAGUUUUAAAAAACUGAACUCAGCUUCUUCUGCCACAUGCACACUCUAGUUUUUGUUGCAGAUUCAGCCACGUGCAGCAUGGUGGGUGCAACACACCCGCUUUUGAUGGGUGUUCCUAUAUGCACUGAGGACUUUCUUGUUUUCCUCAGGCCACUCUCAUGGAGUAAGCAUGAGAAGGUGCCUGUGCACUUCUUUUUAAAACGUCCCCAAGCCAGUGGAAGCUCUUGUCGUCACACCAUAAAAUGAGCUUGUACAAUCGUGGUUGCUCGACACCGAGUACGUGCACACCGGGGCUGGGGCCGGCUGGGCAGGAAGAGCUGUGUGUACACACCACUGCUCAGCCAUUGUUCUGCAGCUAUUUGAGUGCUGCAGAUGAACAAAGGAAAGGGGCUCGAGCAGGACUGGAAGCCAGCCCAAGUAUGACGAUGGUUUACAAGGAAAAGCCCCUUCCUCCUGCCGAGUGGGCUUGAAACUGAAAGCAGGGCAAAACACUGUCACCUUGGGAGCUUGUCCUCUUAUAAAGUCCUUCAGUAACGUAGCAAAGCCAUGUGUCCCCUCACUGCUGGGCUUGUCUGCUCUUUCCCUUCAUAUCUCUUCCCCUUGCAAGCCCGUUCGCCUGGAGCUAGUUGCCAGCUAGGAUAAUGGGCAGGAAGAGAUGUGAGCCCUGUAAAGCAGUUGUAGGGCAGCAAGUCCCAGUCAAGGUGAAGGUUUGCAGGUGGAACCAUCCAUUCUAAAGAAGGAAGGACAGACACAGGUUUAAAGGUAAUAAGGAGGAUCCUUCCUGGUGUGUUUUGGAUGAAGUAAACUGGAUGGCAAAAAAAGUGAGAGAGGAUACUGAAAAAGAAUCAAAGAGAAGAAAAUUUUAAAGCAGGGUGAGAGAGGUGGUCUCUUUCUAAUAUCUCAAAAUGCAAGGAGUGGAACCUGUCAGUCUACAGGAUAGUUAAAUGUUAUAUCCUGGUUUUUUAAAGUGGCUUUUCCACAUAAAAUAGGGAACAUAGCCCUGGAAAUGGCUUUGUCAUGCUUUCAUAAAAAUAGAAAUAUUUUCUUGAUACUUUUGUUACAGCAAAGUCUGCUUCCCAGUGAGCCUACUGGGAACUCUUGCAAGGCACUAGCAUCUGGGAAAACCUUCAUAUCAGCCAUCCCUUCCUUGCCAUGCUUGAGUGUGUGGAGUGCCUCCAGUGCGGAGCGUGGCACAGCCACGGCCCUGCUGGUCCAGGAAGGGAGGAGCAAGCUCCCUGGGCCGGAUCCGGGGAACCUGCAGCUGCAGCACUGUGGCACCUAUGUGUCAGCUCCUGAGCUUCAGGGUGAUAAUCCCUCUCCAGACCCACUCCCCUGCCCUGGGGAAGCACCUGAGGCACAGGGCUGCCAUGGUUUGUGACAGGACUCAUUUAGCACGGUCUUCCCAGCCCAAGACUGAUAAAGAUCUCGCCUACUGGAGAAGACGAGGACAGGACUUCAGUGUGCUACUAGGCUAUUCCCAGAAAGCCAGUGUGGAAAUGAAGAGCCUGGCUGCAGCCCUGGGGGCACCCCGGCACCCCAAGGAGAAUCAGCUGAAGGUGGGGACAGGCGCAGGGUAUGUCAGGCGAAGCGGCUUGCAGGAGAGCUGUGAAGCGCCCAGUGACUGCAAAUGGCAGAAUCUGGGAAUGGAAAGCUGGAACCAGCCAAAAAAGGUAGGGAGGCAAAUGUCCGAGGGUGACAGGGAGAAGCUGCUCCAAGAGCUGUAUUCACUGACCCUGGGAGACAACGUACUCAGCACCCACAGCAAGGGGAAAUCACAGUCAUUGCCAAGGGUCCUUUCACCUGAGAGCAUGAGGUGUGUGGAAAUACCCUCCCUGACCAACAGUAACAACUCGCUCAGUGUAACUAAAACUCCCUCCUAUUCCCCAAACAGACUGAGUGUGGAACCAGCCAAGCACCAUGGAACAGGAGGCCAUUUCCUUCCCCUGGUGAAACCCAAGUAUGGGAGACCUCUCAAGCCUCCAUCCUACGAACUGCAGCGGCAGACUAGGGCACCUGCAGAAACCGUGGGUUUCCAGGACCACUACCAGAAAGGUGAACCCACCUCCUACUUAGCCAAAGUUAAUGAGCCAAGGAAAGAUGUUUGCAUUCCAGACUCUGGUUUGGAGCCCCCAGUGUACGUACCUCCUCCUUCUUACAAAUCCCCACCUCACCAAACCGUGACCCCACGUUCCCCCAGUGAAGUGCCUAACGCCGACACGUGCGCCAGCAGCGAUCCACAGGGUGCUGCAGAGCGGGUCGUCCCCUGCCAACGACCAGCCAUGAAUACUUUUGAAGUGGUGGGUGACCCUUGCAAAGACAACCAUUUUCCUCAUGGGAAGCAAAGCCAUGCAAGGCGCCCUGCUGACCACCUGCGUUCUGUCCAGUACAUUCCCUUUGAUGAUCCUCGGAUACGACAUAUUAAAAUUGCACCACUGGAAGGUCUGCAGGACAAUGCUAAAUACACUGAAAAUGCAUGUAGUCCCAGUUCUGGUGCUUUGCAAGAGAGAAAUAUUGAAGUACAGUACAACAGUGCCUUUGUGGAUGCAUCAAACUUGUCCAGUUCUGCAAAGGGAGAAAGACCUUCCUACAGCUCCACCCAUAGCAACAGAUGGUUGGCACCGUCCAUCCGAGAUCAGGAAAAUUGUGCCUUGCCGGACCAAAGAGACAAUUGUAGUGCAACUAAUCACAGCCCCCGUAACGAAGCCAGCACAGAGUAUGCGAAAGGCAAACUUUCUGUAAGAAAUUCACAUAUGGACAGCACCUGUGAGACUGUUACAAAAGUGAAAAAGUUUGAACCUGGAACUGGGAUGCAGAGCAAAAAGAGUUCAAAGAAAAAAAUGAAUGAAACUAUAUUUUGUUUGGUCUCUAUCCCAAUUAAAUCAGAAUCCCAUCUGCCAGAUACAGAUAGGAACAACAACAUAACCCAGAGCCCUGAUAAGAAUGGGUUUGAUAACAAUGGGGCUUUGCAAGAACAAAGUCUCUUAAGUAUGUCUUCAACGGACUUGGAGUUACAAGCACUUACAGGAAGCAUGACCAAUAAAAAUGAGUUACAAAAACAAGAGCUGUGGAGACCAGAAGAGUUCAAACAAAUGAAUGACCUCAGGUUUAUUCAGCCUACAAAACACAGAGAGCUCAAAUAUUCUGGCUCCUGGCCAGGCGAUCAGUACAAAGACCAGCAGACACAGACCAGUUUCAGUGAAGAACCUGAAAGCCCACAAUUUUUACAUGGUACAAAGCCUGGGCAGCUUGAUAGUAGCAAACUGCUGUCUCCAAAACACCUGGAAUGUACAGCAUCCACGAUAGGGGCAAAACAGACAGGGUCACCUUCUGAAGAGAGAGGCUGCAGGCAGAGCAGUUAUGGUAUGAAGGGUCAGAUGUACCUCAGCCAGUCUAGCAACAGUGCAUUUUCCAGGACUGCCACCUCAGGCCUUCAGACUCCCUCCCCAAAAGCCCACCACAGCCAGCCUGUGCCUGCCCAGGAGAGGGAAAAUGGCCUUCUUUCCAAGGGAGAUGUAAUUAAGGGAGAACCAAGUGCUCCCUGCAACAGUAAAGAGCUUUUUGGGCAGUUCCUGUUGAAACCUGUAAGUCGUCGUCCAUGGGAUGCAAUAAGUGAGCUAGAAAGUUUUAACAAGGAGCUGCAAGGGCAGGAGGAGAGCACAAGCAGUGAAGAAGACUUGGAAAGUGCUGCAGCCUCUCUGCAAGCAGGUGCCCUUAUGCAGAGGAGGACAUCCAGAAAUGAGAAAUCAAACCAGGAGCCAAAACAUGGUGGGAAAUCAGAACUGGUUAUGCCAGAGGUGCCUGUAUUUAGGUCAGGAAGAGUUAAAAGUAAGUCUGAAAGUUGGAGUAUGGGGACAGAGCAUGGUGUUGAGCCAAGCUAUGUUGGCUCUAAAGGCUCCUUGCAUCCAGGAGGGAGCAGUGAAGGAGUCAGGCCAGCAGAUGGAAGUCUGAUAACAGAAAUGGGGACAGGGGAAACCAAGAGCAGCAUGAGCAAGCAGCCAGUUCAUGUGGGCCCUGUCAAGAGAGCUUUGUCCAGUAGCUCAAGCAGUUCAUGUCACAGUAAUCCUUUCAAUAACCCUCUCUUGCAGGAGAUGAGUGAAGACCAAAAUUAUCUAGACUUUGUUAAACUGAGCAAAGGUGCAAUUCCCACAAAUGAUACAGUAUUAGAGAGAGGCUCGGUAGCACGUUUGUCACUAACGAAGAGGAACCAAGGGUGCUCUGAGCCAGAUUUGAGGUCAGUGGGACUUGAUGUGGCCCCAGAACCUGGUGCUAACAACUCUGAUCACUCUUCAAAUGCAAAUGCAGUGGAAAUCCCUGUGAAUGAGUCAUUGCAGGCAAGAGCUGCAAGAAUUUUAGGUAUAGAUAUAGCGGUGGAGUCUCUCCUUCCAGAUGACCAUGUUGGGCCCCACCCAGGCACUAGCCCUGCAAAUGGGGCUCAGGACUUUGAGUCAUCAUCAGUGGAGAGCACAGUAAGUGACAAAGAAGGAAAAAAGGAGGAUUCUUAUGAAGGCAGACGAAAGUGUGGCUGGACAGAGAGUGCUCUCUUUGUCAGAGCUGGAGGACGAUCUUUACACCCUGAUGAAUGCCAGACCACUCACCAGGAAGCCAGCGCUAAAACACGGGUAACUGAGCAAGUUCUUGAAAAACCUGUGAGUCCCAGCCAAGGUGAGGACCAAAACUUGGUUUGCAAGUCACCUGUGUAUCAGCAUUCAGAAAAGAGAGUGAGAAGCACCUCGAAGGUGAUAGAGACACUUCAAGGCAAGCUCACCUCUCCUCCGAGCCGGACUGCCAUGGAUCGCUUAGUGCGGAUGAAAGAAGUUGACUCUGUGUCCCGGAUGAGACGUCUGAGCAUUAAGAGCGCAGACUCGGGAGAGGAGGUCGAUGAGGAGAAGCUGUCAAAGGUACAAGAGGAGAGAGGAAGCAAACUGGCAAGCUCAGGGGCUGUUUCCAAGCGUGUUAUCUCUCUCAGUGAAAAUGGAUGUUUAGGUGGAAUGGACAAGAAGAAGAUCAGCAGAGAUUUUUCUUUAGAUACCUAUGACCCCACCAAAGUUGAAAAGGUGUGACAUUAACGAAGAGGAGAAUAGACAGAUUUCUGCUCUACUAAGAAUGUUUCACUGAUUUUUUUUUUCUGGGUGCUUUUUGUUUGGUUUUUGUUCUUUAAUGUUUGGAAAUUGUCUCCAUUUGUGAUGUUCAUGGUGUACUGACAAUGCCUUUACCACUGCCACUAGGAAUUAGCUAUUCAUAUCUGAAAAUGUUGCGGAGACCGCAGAAAAAUCUGACUUCGACAUUGGAACCAUCUGGCUUUGUAGCAUUUAAGACAAUACCUACCAUUGGCAAAGAGUUUUCAUCUGAACUGUAUUUCAGUCUUCAGCAGGGAUGGUGAAAUUUAUAAAGUGAGGCGUUACAUUAGUGUAAAUGUAAACGUGAGAUUAGUGAAAUGAUUUUUAAAAGAAUGUGAAUCUAUAAGCUAAACUUCUAAGUAUCUACAUUCUAAACUUUGUUUAACUCAAUGGAGUUUUGGCCAUAAGUAGAAAGUGCUGCUGCACUAUGUAGGGGAAGGAAUGUGAAAGAGUAGCAAGGACUGAUUUUGAAAUUAUUUCAGACUUCUAGAGUUUGAAUUUACUUGGAUUAAAUACUUGCCACCUAGAGAGAAGAAAAACAAAAACCCAAAAUCUUCUAAAAGAUGGAAGACUUUUGUAGUACAGUGUACAGAACAUGUAAUUAUAGUAGCUGGCAACUAGUGUUUCAAAUCAAUGCAAAGUAUACCACUGGCUGUUUUGCACUCAGUAUUACCUAUUUUUGUUUUGCUGUUUAGAAAUUCUUUAUAUGAAAGAACAGUAGCUGGUUUAAAAUAGCCCAUUUUAACAAAGUAACUAUAUUUCUUGUUACAGAAUACUAUCUAUUUUUCUACGAUGUAAACAAUUGCUAACAAGUGGCAAGUAUAAAGAAGUAUUAUUAUUAUUAUAAUUAUAUUUUAAGAAGAUUUAUUCCUCUGAGUGAAGGUGCCCCAAGCAGAUUUCACUUGUAUAUCUUAAUGCACACACCAUAUUGCCACUUACUCAGUAGUGCUACCUUAUUUUGUUCUAAAAAAGCCAUCUAUCUAUGUAUGUAUGUCCUACAGGGUUAAUUUCUAUUUUUUCCCCACUCAAUCCUUGUAUCCUUCUUGGAGCCACUUUCUGAAACACAGCUGAGAACUGUCUAGGCUGGUGUCGCUGACAUUCCAUUCCUGGGACAUUCAUUACCAAAAAGUGAGUUUGGAUCUUUGUCCCAGUGUCACUGAAUGGCUCAGAUAAAAUACCUGCUUUCUUUCUUAUACUUUGUUCCCUUUUGCAGAUUAUGAGUUUGGAUAUGGCCAGUGUACAAAAAUAAGCAAAACUGGGUUUAAUUCUUCCCUGAGGUCAACAGUGUUGCUGGGGAGAAGUUCAGGUGUCUUCUUGAUGGCAUUUAAAUACAUGGCUUUAAAUAUAUUUUAUCUGCACACACAAAUGCAUGAAUGACAGAAUUUAUAAUAAAGCCUGUGUGCAUUCUGCCCUUUGAUCCUGAAUUAGCCUGCUUAGUAUCUGUGUCUUAAAAGCCUUUAUGUCCAUUCCUGUAUGGUUUUUUUUGUAAGUACAUAUGUACUAACAUUAUUCUGAUGACUUGUUCAUGUACUUCACCAGUCUAUUCUACUGGCAUUUUCUGGUUUCUAGCAUAAUUUUAUUUUUUAAAGUCUUCUAAUUUCAUGAAAUAUUUUUUCCUAAGUCUGUAAUUUGGAAAGAACGAUGGGGAAAAACACUCAUCCUGUGUUUUGGCAGCAAGAAUUUCUUGUCUGUAACACAUGAUUCUGUUACAUAUGGACUAUUUAAAGCUUGCUUGAAAGAAAAAUGUGGUGUAUAAUUUAUUUUAUUAACUCCUGUGCAUGAUGUGCAGCAAUACUUGUUGACAAACUGUUCCUACCACUCUUACUAUAUCCACCUUUCUUCAUCACCAUCUAGGACAUCUAGGGGCUUGUAAAUAGCUACAAAGCAUGUUUUGCCCCCUCCCUCCUCCUACCAGCCAAUACCCCUGACCUGAAUCCUGCCCAGUUCUGAAAGAACUCCGACACUUGUCAUCCCACUUACCAGUAAAGCUGAGAUGCCUAGCAAUUAAUUGAAAGUUUUAAUUUAUCUUUGAUUUCUGGAGAACUGUAAAUGGUCCCAUAUAACCAGUCCUGCUACCUUGGAACAAAAGUUUUCUGUGCAUUUUAUUUCCUUCUGAUGGGAGUGGGUUAAUUGAUUCUGCAAUAUGUCUGUUUCAUCAGUCAUGUCAAGUAAUUACUUUUUCAGUGCACAUAAAGACACAAUUU
Chiroxiphia lanceolata (lance-tailed manakin) is the source of this 7607-nucleotide messenger RNA. RefSeq names its product junctional cadherin 5 associated (gene JCAD). Gene Ontology annotation, biological process: positive regulation of blood vessel endothelial cell proliferation involved in sprouting angiogenesis. The coding region runs from base 1567 to 5346 and encodes 1259 amino acids. The record is from RefSeq and is a predicted model, not a curated record. The transcript is spliced from 3 exons. NCBI's taxonomy places the organism in Eukaryota, Metazoa, Chordata, Aves, Passeriformes, Pipridae. Gene Ontology annotation, cellular component: adherens junction; ruffle membrane.